Messenger RNA from Xiphias gladius (swordfish), 2902 nucleotides. It is a transcript of the gene tsnaxip1, whose product is annotated as translin-associated factor X interacting protein 1. Lineage: Eukaryota; Metazoa; Chordata; Actinopteri; Istiophoriformes; Xiphiidae. The record is from RefSeq and is a predicted model, not a curated record. Bases 261 to 1076 code for a protein of 271 amino acids. Gene Ontology annotation, cellular component: cytoplasm. The transcript has 8 exons.
GUCUUUGGUUGUUUCAUCAAAGAGUUCAAAACCUACCAACCCCUUCUAUCUGCCAUCAAAAAGGAAUAUGAAAACACAGGUCCUUGGAAAACACAGCCUAUCAGCAGGCUCAAAUCCGAGAACUGGAACCACUGCGAUCCUAUCUAAGGUUGGUGACAGAGGAAUGUGACAGGAAGAUUCAAGCUCGCUGAGGAGAGGAGCAGGCUGAGAUUCGAGCCUUGAAGAGGGAGAAGCAGCAACUGCAGAGGGACAUUCAGGCCAUGACGGAGAAAGAAAAGGCCAUGCAGGCUGUGGUGGAACAUCUGCAAUAUGAACUGUCCAACCAGUAUGUGAAGUAUCGGGAGGAGCGUGAUGCCCGCAAGUUGAUGAUCUGGCAGCUCAGUGACCUUAAAAGAGCCUCUCUGAAGGAGGUCCACCCUGCAAAUAAAAAUACAGUUUAUUUUGUUCUGAGUUUUGUUUGCAUCGUGAAAGAAGAGGCUAAGGACCCACUGAAACUACAGCUUGCCCUGAAGAUGUGCCGGGAGGACCUGACUAAGGCCCAACAGGAGCUCAACAAGAUGAAGGCAGAGUACUGGGAUGUUGUGCCACGACGCAACUGGGACACCCUGCAACAAACACACAAACAGACAUUCCUUCAGUUGAAGACGCUGCAGGGUGACUUUGAUCAGUUGAAGAGCGAGUAUGUCACCCUGCUGGAGCUCCUUAAAACAGGCAGAAGACAGGCUGAGACACAUGACUCCACUACUGAACGGAUGGAUGCGGGUGGGUCUGAAGAGCAAAGCCAAAUUCAGUCCAGCCAGCUAAAAGAGCCAAUCAACUCUGAUACCCCUGAGAGACACACACUCACUGUCCAGGAGUUUAGGGCAGUCCUGAGGACAGUGUUUCCUCUGAGGUCAAAUGAGGAAAUAGAUGAACUUGUGUUGUCAGUUAAGAGUGAACGGGACAGAAGCAAUGACAUCAACUCCUCCCAGAGACUCAACAGCCUGCUUGCAGAAUCUGGUGUGGCAACCUUACCUCCAGCUCUUGAUCAAUCAGAAGAAAAUGCUGCAUCAAAUAAUUUUCCAGACAGAAACUGAUAUGUCAUAGUAUGCAUUUUAUUAAUUAAGAACGUAGUCUACCUUGCCAAUUUAGGGACAUGUAACCAAAAAAAAAAAAGGUGAACAGAACAUUAAUUCAUGAAUCACAAUUUAUUGAUUGUCCCUGCAACACAUCAACAGUUCCUGAUAUUUAAAUAACUGUAAAUGUAUGCACAGUAAUAUAGCAGUAUGAUUGUCUUUUAUUACUGACCUAAAAUAAAACAAAUGCCAUUCACCUCCAUUGUAAUGGGACCAGAACUCCAAAACUUGCCAAACAAAAUUGAAACAGUCAAGUAUGCCAUGUAGAAUGGGUUAAUGUCAUCCUGCCAAAUGCAACAUAUCAAAAUAUAAAUAACUAUAAAAUAUGAUUUUUGGUCAUUCAGAUGGCUUUUUUUAUCUGUAUUUGUCUUGCACUCAAACUAUUUAUCAUAAAAUACAUUUUAAAGGUUCUCUGUGAAGUUUUCAUGUAAAUAAACAAAAAAUAUGUUUACAUUAAGUGUUACUCACCAAAAUGCAUCAUGUGUAUCCUUGAGUUCUAAUAAAUGUGUUGAAUGUAUUUCCUUCCUCACAAAAGCUGAUUUUUUUAAGUAUUUUAAAUCUUGCAUUGUUCACAUCCAUGUAAACAAUCCAUAUUUACUAGCUUGCAGCCUUCUUCUUUGCCUUCACUCACACAUCGCUACAUUUCUUAGUGUGUUGCAGACACCUGUAGAUCACUGGAACAGUGUCAAACCAUUGGCAGGACUGUGUAUUGUGUACAUCUGUACAAGUGUGCAAGCAUGCGCAUCCUUGUGUGUGCAUGAGAAAAGUAAAACUGGACCUACACGACAAUGUCAUAGCGCUACUACAGGUAAAAAACUCCACAGGGAACCUUUAAAAUCCACUGUAUUUGCCACUUUGCAUGAAAUUUUAUUUUACCUGAUACCCAGAGUUCUACAUUCAAUCCCAGACUGUAUGUGUCCGCGUCUGUGCUAGGCAAACCAAACUUGACAUUCAAUGCACUCUGCUUUAGACAACUCUUUACCUGUUACAACCUUCAGCGCAUGUCUUACUUAACCAGAACAACCAAUGUGACAAUUUCCUGUUAAAGUAACCCUGAAGACCCUCCCAAAGCCUCAAGCCAAGGCAACGGAGUUGGAUGUCAGCACAUGGUAGAGCACUGUUUGAUUUCGCAUUAUUCUUAACAAGGUUCCAAUUGGGGCACAAAGCCUUUAGUCACUGGAGGCCUGAGUCUCACACAAAUCCAAGAACUGUUGGUUCAUAAGAGUGGGAGUGGAGACUGAAAAAAAUCUCUAUGCAAUUCUGAAAAAUUCAAAUCCUACAAGAACAUAACUUAAACAUGGACAGAAGUGGACUGACAAAGGUCAGUUCUCACAUAAAGUAUUUGGAUUAAGAUGAUUAUAUUGAGUAGCUGACAUACAAUACUGUACAAAGGAAGUGCCAUAGGGACACGUAGUGUCAACAAAUAGAUGAUAAGACCCUCAAAGAAAUGCCCUUGAUUUUUUUUCAAUAAACUUGUAGACAUUUAAUGUAGUUUGGUACAAUCUAAAUUGCACCAAUAAGGUGACCCGCUAGCCCCUAUGAUUUUGUCUGAGCUACAUUUAAGACACUGAGCCAGAAAUACCUAAAACACUAAAAUUAGAGCAAUUGAGAUAAACAUAAUAUGAAGAAGUAGUCAGAGACAGGUUACACAGUUUUCUAAUUUUUAAUUUUAAUUAUAGAAAAUAUUUAAGAAUUUUUAAUCUGCAUCAAAAUGCAAAGUGACUUUCAUGUGUACUUACUUUCACCAUAGCCUGUGAAACAUUAACAGCUCACAAUAACGAUUCUUG